AUGGAGAAAGAUCUAGACAGAAAUGAUCAGACUUCACCAUAUAUUCAGACAGAGCUCUUGCUCUAUUUUUCUGAAGUUGCUAAAGGAUGCACAAAGGAUCUAUGUUUUGAUGCAUUUGUUCCUUGUGAUUCUUGUGUUUUCUCAUGCCUUGUUUAUUUCUUAAUGAAAAUGGGUGUGGCUAUCUACCAAAUGCCAAAGUUAAAGUUUGUCCAAUUUGCAGAGGCAAAGGGACUGAAUAAUGUAUAUCAUGCCAAGGAUCCGGGGUUGUUGAAGGUGUUAAGGAAGUUAAAGUUACAAUACUUGCAGGUGUGGAUUCUGAAGAUACAAUACGUAUACCAGAAGCUGGUAAUAUUAAGCGACAGGGAAAUCAACCUGGUUACAGAUGAUCCUAUAUUUGCUAGAGAUGGUGCAGAUGUUUAUGUCAAUUCUAAUAUUAGCCUUACUCAGGCAAUUCUUGGUGGUGAAGCUAAGGUGCCUACAUUGUCAGGGAAGGUUCAAGUGAAAAUACCAAAAGGAUGCCAACAUGGAGAACUUCUUGUUCUAAGAGGUAAAGGAUUGCCAAAGUAUGGUUUUCUACUAUAUCAUGGAGAUCAGUAUGUCCGCUUCCGCGUUAAUCUGCCAACGUAAGCUUCCUUUAGCUUUUUCCUACUUAUGUUAUUGGUUGGGUGUUUCUAAAUUUAU
Messenger RNA from Hibiscus syriacus, 681 nucleotides. RefSeq names its product chaperone protein dnaJ 1, mitochondrial-like. NCBI's taxonomy places the organism in Eukaryota, Viridiplantae, Streptophyta, Magnoliopsida, Malvales, Malvaceae. The transcript is spliced from 10 exons. Bases 1 to 627 code for a protein of 208 amino acids. Gene Ontology annotation, biological process: protein refolding. The record is from RefSeq and is a predicted model, not a curated record. Gene Ontology annotation, cellular component: cytoplasm.